CCCCGGAAGGCGCCGGUGGGAGCCGCGGGCGUGCGUGGCGGCCGGUCGGCGAAGCCUGGCCUAGGGUUUUUCUCACGGUGGGCGCAGCCAUGAGUCGCAACUACAAUGACGAGCUGCAGUUCUUGGAAAAGAUCAAUAAAAACUGCUGGAGAAUCAAGAAGGGCUUCGUCCCCAACAUGCAGGUUGAAGGAGUUUUCUAUGUGAAUGAUGCUCUGGAAAAAUUAAUGUUUGAGGAACUAAGGAAUGCCUGUCGAGGUGGUGGUGUUGGUGGCUUCCUGCCAGCCAUGAAACAGAUUGGCAAUGUGGCAGCUCUUCCUGGGAUUGUUCAUAAAUCUAUUGGACUUCCUGAUGUCCAUUCAGGUUAUGGGUUUGCUAUUGGGAAUAUGGCAGCCUUUGAUAUGAAUGACCCUGAAGCAGUGGUGUCCCCAGGUGGCGUAGGAUUUGACAUCAACUGUGGUGUCCGCUUGCUAAGAACCAACUUAGAUGAAAGUGAUGUCCAGCCUGUGAAGGAGCAACUAGCCCAAGCUAUGUUUGACCACAUCCCUGUUGGAGUGGGAUCAAAGGGUGUCAUCCCAAUGAAUGCCAAGGACUUAGAGGAGGCCUUGGAGAUGGGUGUAGACUGGUCCUUAAGAGAAGGCUAUGCAUGGGCUGAAGACAAGGAACAUUGUGAAGAAUAUGGAAGGAUGCUGCAAGCUGACCCCAAUAAGGUCUCUGCAAGGGCUAAGAAAAGAGGCCUUCCUCAGUUGGGAACCCUGGGAGCAGGCAACCACUAUGCAGAAAUCCAGGUUGUGGAUGAGAUUUUCAAUGAGUACGCUGCUAAGAAAAUGGGCAUCGAUCAUAAGGGACAGGUGUGUGUGAUGAUCCACAGCGGAAGCAGAGGAUUGGGCCACCAAGUAGCCACAGAUGCACUGGUUGCUAUGGAAAAGGCCAUGAAGAGAGACAAGAUUAUUGUCAAUGACCGCCAGCUGGCUUGUGCACGAAUUGCGUCCCCCGAGGGUCAGGACUAUCUCAAGGGAAUGGCAGCUGCUGGGAACUACGCCUGGGUCAACCGCUCUUCCAUGACCUUCUUAACCCGUCAGGCUUUCGCCAAGGUCUUCAACACAACCCCUGACGACUUGGACCUACAUGUGAUCUAUGAUGUUUCUCACAAUAUUGCCAAAGUGGAACAGCAUGUGGUAGAUGGAAAGGAACGGACGCUGCUGGUACACCGCAAGGGGUCCACCCGCGCUUUCCCUCCUCACCACCCGCUCAUUGCCGUUGAUUACCAACUCACAGGCCAGCCAGUGCUGAUUGGUGGCACCAUGGGAACCUGUAGUUACGUUCUUACCGGCACUGAACAGGGCAUGACUGAGACUUUUGGAACAACCUGUCAUGGAGCGGGCCGUGCAUUGUCCCGAGCCAAGUCUCGACGUAAUUUAGAUUUCCAGGAUGUGUUAGACAAAUUGGCAGAUAUGGGCAUUGCAAUUCGUGUUGCCUCACCCAAACUGGUUAUGGAAGAGGCUCCUGAGUCCUACAAGAACGUGACCGACGUGGUGAACACCUGCCACGAUGCUGGAAUCAGCAAGAAGGCCAUUAAACUGAGACCAAUUGCUGUUAUCAAAGGCUAGAACCCUGACCCAGGCUGACAGAUGCCCCUGACCCUCGCUGAAGUGGACUGAACUGAAACACUCUUUAAACAUCAGCCUCCAGAGACUUGACAGGUUCCUUUGCGUGCAGUUAUAGCUGCAUUUUGCAUCAGAAAUGACUGACAGGAGGUGAUUGCUUUCAGGAGCAGGUGUUCUAAAUGACCUGGCAGGAGUCACAUUGCCCCCAGUGAAAAGGGGUUUCAUAUGCAUCUUCCUUCAUUGUCCCACAGAUUUUCAGCAGAUCUAUUAGGGAGUGGGGAUGAGUCAAGAAAUAGUCUUACUCAGUCAUGUAAGUCUUUAAUCAUCAAAAUGAACUUCUUCACACCAAGCUCUAUUUACAUCCUGGGAGGUGUCAUGAAGAAUGUUCUAUUAAAAAAGCUUGUAAUGUUUUCUUUGUUCCCUCCCUCUGUCAGUUUGUCCUUCAUUCACCCAUCCACCCACUUCCCCUGCAGUGAGCUAAACUCAAUACCACUUUUACUUAGAGAAUACCACCAUGGUCAUGUCAAGAUCUUAGAUAGAAAUAGAUAAUAAGACAGAUUGAAGAGGGAAUGUGUGUGGAGGUGUGAGACUAGGGACCCAAAAGAGAAAAUAAUUUUUCAUAGACUUGCCACCUUUCUUAUUCUAAAUAUAAGGCAGGUUUUAACUUACCUGCAAAGUGGUAUCUGUUGGAGUCACAGCAGUGACCCCUCACAUGAUACUGAACAUCUCUACAUUCCUCAUUAAAUUGUUAUGAAAGCACUAAACGACCACGGCUGUGAUGUUGACGGUUGCUCUGUGUUGAUGGGCUGCCUAGUCUUGUGCCACCUAAUCAGAAUUCAUGUUCUGUACUGCUCUAUAAAUUUAACAAAGAUGUUGAAAUUAUAGGUUACUAAGGCCUUGGUAGAGUUUAAAUAGCCAGUAAAAUGGAAAAGCUAAUUAAAUUACAGUAUGUUGUUUAUAUUUUGUGCUAAAUUCAUUGUAGCUUAGGACAAUUAGAUUUGAAUUUGAUUUACUUUACUCUUUUCUGAUUUUCUCCCAGGUUGUUUUCAGAGACUCAUCCUAAAACUUUUCUUUCCUAAAACAUCCCUCAAUUUAUAAUCAAAGGUCCCGUUGGAGUAUCUGCAGAGGCUGGGGAAAAGAUGUUUAGACGGCUGGGGAAAAGACUUCCUCUGAAAAGCGUAUGUUGUAAAAUAGUAUAACAUGUCUUCACACCACACACUCAGUAACAUAAGCAUUUUUGACGAUAGAGUUUAAAAAGUUAUCAAUAAAUAAGUUAAGGAUCUUAAUACAGUAACUACGGAUUACUCAGGCCUUCAGACAGAACCAGUGGCUGUUCUGCACAGGUAAGUUAAGGAUACAAGUUAACAUUGAACACCAAAGCCACUUAAAGGUGUGAAGCAGGCUUCCAGCAGGUGCUAGAUUCUCUGGAGAUGAGACACCCCUGGAGUGUCUGUGGACUCCCUCGACUAGGCUUGCCUAAUGACACAUCAUUGAAACAAUUCAAAGCUAGAACCGCUCCCAAAACUAACUGCUGUCAUGGUCAGAAAUGUUGCAGCUCACCUUAAAUACUUAGGUGAAUGUUAUUAGAUGCUUUGAAAGUUAGCUUCAGGAAGGUGAGAGAGGAGCAGGUGAAAAGAAUGGUUUUUACAGUGGCCUUUGUGCUUUAUAAGCCCUUUUUUAAUAUGUAGCAUUUCUAGUGAACUUGGCCCUGUUCAUUUUUAACAGUAGAAAGUAAUGGUUAAUAUUUUGAGUUAAAAAAGAAAAGUAUAAAUACUGCUUUCCUUGUUCUAAAGAUGUUAUUUUCCCAUUUGAGACCAAAAAAAAAAAAAAACUUAAAAAAUAAAUGUUCAAAUGAAACUGAGGUAACUG
This is a messenger RNA of Talpa occidentalis (Iberian mole), 3473 nucleotides long. It is a transcript of the gene RTCB, whose product is annotated as RNA 2',3'-cyclic phosphate and 5'-OH ligase. Gene Ontology annotation, cellular component: tRNA-splicing ligase complex; nucleus. Lineage: Eukaryota; Metazoa; Chordata; Mammalia; Eulipotyphla; Talpidae. Bases 90 to 1607 code for a protein of 505 amino acids. Gene Ontology annotation, molecular function: RNA ligase (ATP) activity. Gene Ontology annotation, biological process: tRNA splicing, via endonucleolytic cleavage and ligation. The transcript has 12 exons. The record is from RefSeq and is a predicted model, not a curated record.